Molecule: messenger RNA, 799 nt
Organism: Pollicipes pollicipes
Lineage: Eukaryota; Metazoa; Arthropoda; Thecostraca; Pollicipedomorpha; Pollicipedidae
Product: protein FMC1 homolog
Exons: 3
Coding region: 83-388 (101 amino acids)
Cellular component (GO): mitochondrion
Source: RefSeq, a predicted model, not a curated record
GGUGUGUUGUGUGUGUUGAUUGUUCGAGUAAUAUUUGAGGCAUUAAUCACGGUUGUGUCCAGGCACAGCGGAAGCUGUCGUCAUGACGGCCGCCAAGUGGCUCGUGCGUGGACUCCUGAGGGAGCUGCGUGCCUCCACAACCCGACCGGAGGCCUCAAACAUGUACCGUGACUAUGUCUUGGACACGGCCCGCAGAUUUCAGGUGACCGGCGAGCAGCACUGCCGGGCUCGGGACGAGCUGACUUAUCUGGCCGACACCUACCGCAGCUACCUGCGCAGCCGGCGGCGGCACGCCGAGUUGCUGCAGGCCUUUCGCGGCCGCGGCGAGCGCUCGGUGCGCGACACCGCCGCCCUGGUGGGCUUCAAACUGCCGCACGACCCGCGCUGACGCCGCGCGCAGGGGCCUCGAACCGCGCCGGCCCGUAGGCGGCGCCACGGGUCCGCGGUUCGGUGGGGUCUGUAGUGGUGUGGGGCGGGACUGACCGCGGAAUGGCCGGUGCGGUGACGAGGCGCGGUGUGAACUCGGUCCCGCGCGACGCGUCCUGAUAGUGAGGAUGCGCGGCGGAGGCCGGGGCCAGGAGUUAGUGAUGAUGCGCGGCGGAGGCCGGGGCCAGGAGUUAGUGAUGAUGCGCGGCGGAGGCCGGGGCCAGGAGUUAGUGAUGUUGCGCGGCGGAGGCCGGGGCCAGGAGUUGUCGCUGAAGAGGCUCGGACCGCUCGAUUCGCAAUGGAAGGACUUGACUUUGACUGGUAUAUUUGGUGUUAGAGGUCGUGUGACUGAAUAUAGUGAAGCUGACGCUGA